Molecule: messenger RNA, 2931 nt
Organism: Chinchilla lanigera (long-tailed chinchilla)
Lineage: Eukaryota; Metazoa; Chordata; Mammalia; Rodentia; Chinchillidae
Gene: Scara3
Product: scavenger receptor class A, member 3
Exons: 8
Coding region: 591-2366 (591 amino acids)
Source: RefSeq, a predicted model, not a curated record
GCGGGGCGCGGGGCGGCGCAGACCUCGCCGGGCUCGGGCGGGCGGCGGCGCUAGGCGCCCGGCGGGGCGUCCCCACUGCGACCCGAGGGACCCUCCCCUCCCCCCUCGUCUCUCCAAGCCUCGUCCCCAGCAUGACGCCCGCGGGCGGCGCGUAAGGCGGAGACCCGGUGCCCGGGGAGGUCCCGCCGGCUGCAUCCGCCAGGCUCCAGCCGCCCGCCGCGGGGCCCUCCCGAGACUCUGGCCAAAAGGACCAUGAAAGGGUCUUCCUGAAGAGCAUGCUUGGUCUUCAAGCUCAUUUUCAGGCUAAGGUGGAAGAAGACUCAGGAGUCGUGUGCGGGACAGGAACCUUUGGGGAUGGCUGGUACCUCUCCGGAGCCUUUCAGUAGUCCAGUAGCGGCCUCCGCAGAUGUUUUGCAGUACUAGCCACAAGAACCUCAUGAUCUACUGUUUAAAACAGAAAAUGACUUUGGCCACUAUCUGCAGGGCUCUGCGCUGUGCUCUCAGAUCUUGCUGACGAAGUGAGGUCGGCUGGCGGUGACGGGGAUGCACUGUGCGUUACCGAAGAGGAGCUGGCUGGUGAAGACGAGGACAUGCCGUCCUUCCCAGGCACGCAGAAAGGCCAGCCAGGACCCCGCUGCAGCCGCUGCCAGAAGAACCUGUCUCUGCACACGUCAGUGCGGAUUCUGUACCUCUUCCUGGCUCUGCUCCUGGUGGCUGUGGCCGUGCUGGCCUCUCUGGAUGAUUCUGGUGUGCAUCCGGGGCCAAGCGGACCAGUUUUUAGGAAGGUAGACUCUCUCUCAGAAGACAUCUCCUUGGCCCAGUCCAUUUAUAACAAGAAGCUUAUGUCGAUGCAGGAAAAUCUUCAAGGACUUGACCUGAAAGCCCUGAACAACUGCUCUUUCUGCCAUGAGGCUGGGCAGCUGGGGCAGGAGAUCAGGAAGCUGCAGGAGGAGCUGGAGGGGCUGCAGAAGAUGCUUCUUGCCCAGGAGGUCCAGUUGGACCAGACUUCUCAGGCCCAUGAGCUGCUCUCCACCACCAGCAGUCAAAUCUCCCAGGAGAUGGGCAGUUGUGCCUUCUCCAUCCACCAAGUCAACCAGUCUCUGGGGCUCUUCCUGGCACAGGUGAGGGGGUGGCAGGCCACAACAGCCAGCCUGGACCUCUCUCUAAAGGACCUCACCCAGGAGUGCUAUGAUGUCAAGGCUGCCACGCACCAGAUCAACUUCACUGUGGGGCAGACCGCCGAGUGGAUCCAUGGGAUCCAGCGGAAGACGGAUGAGGAGACCCUCACCCUCCAGAAGAUGGUCACUGACUGGCAGAACUACACCCGGCUCUUCGGUGGCCUGCGCACCACCUCUGCCAAGACGGGAGAAAUGGUAAAGAACAUUCAGUCCACCCUGGGGGCCUCCUCGCAGCGCAUCAGCCAGAAUUCCGAGAGCAUGCACGACUUGGUGCUGCAGGUGAUGGGCUUACAGCUGCAGCUAGAUAACAUCUCCUCCUUCCUCGAUGACCACGAGGAGAACAUGCAUGAUCUCCAGUACCACACCCGCUAUGCCCAGAACCGCACAGUGGAGAGGUUUGAGUCACUGGAAGGACGCAUGGCUUCUCAUGAGAUUGAAAUCAGCACCAUUUUCACCAACAUCAAUGCCACCGACAACCACGUGCACAGCAUGCUCAAGUACCUGGAUGACGUGCGGCUGUCCUGCACGCUGGGCUUCCACACCCAUGCGGAGGAGCUCUACUACCUGAACAAGUCUGUCUCGCUCAUGCUGGGCACCACCGACCUGCUCCGGGAGCGCUUCAGCCUGCUCAGUGCCCGGCUGGACUUCAAUGUCCGCAACCUCUCCAUGAUUGUGGAGGAGAUGAAGGCUGUGGACACACAGCACGGAGAAAUCCUUCACAAUGUCACCAUCUUACGAGGUGCCCCCGGGCCUCCAGGACCAAGAGGACUCAAAGGAGACUCAGGCUUAAAAGGGCCUGUUGGCAGCAGAGGACCCAAAGGAGACUCUGGCAGCUUGGGACCCCCUGGGCCCCAGGGCCCUCAAGGGCAGCCUGGGGAGCCUGGACCAGUGGGUGAAAGGGGACCGAUUGGCCCACGAGGUUUCCCAGGCCUCAAAGGUUCAAAAGGCAGCUUUGGCACUGGAGGGCCGAGAGGACAGCCAGGCCCUAAAGGAGAUGUGGGGCCCCCGGGGCCGGAGGGGCCGCCCGGGUCUCCAGGACCCUCAGGGCCUCAGGGAAAACCAGGGAUUGCAGGGAAGACAGGGUCACCGGGCCAGCGGGGGGCCACAGGACCUAAGGGUGAACCGGGGAUCCAGGGUCCCCCUGGCUUGCCUGGGCCCCCAGGCCCACCAGGAAGCCAGAACCCUUAGUGAGAAGAGUCCCUGGCCCAGACACUGCUGCACAGAAAGGGGAGGGGCUUUAAAAAGCUCAAAAGCUUCACCUACAGAUAAAGUCCUUUGAUUCAAAUGUGGGGCGUUCCCCAGAGCUGAUCCUGCAGCUGUGGGAUCCCCCAUGGUGACUGUACCACAGGAAAGCGCGCACGCACACACACACACACACACACACUUCCCUGCUGGCCAGGGGAACGAUUGGGUUUCCCUGGCUGCGCAGGAGGAGAGGGUAGAAGAAGCCCCUCUCCUGUGACUGAGCCAGCCAGGGAGGUGGCGAUCUCAAGAAGAAGGUCUUGAAUCUGUCUCUGGAUGGUGGCCAGCUCCUGUCUUUCUAGUGUCUUCUCACCCUUGCUGGCUGGCAGUGUCCUAGGGCUUCCUCUGGUUGAGAAGACCCAGGGAGGGCUGGGGGUGUAGCUAAGAGGUAGAGCACUUGCCUAGUAUGUGGGAGACCCUGGUUCCAUCCCUAGCACCCCUAAAAGAAAAAAAAGAAAAGACCCAGGGAAAGCUUUGCGGGGCAUCGUAGCUGAAAUUCCAGGGACAAGUU